This is a messenger RNA of Cynocephalus volans (Philippine flying lemur), 6606 nucleotides long. It is a transcript of the gene BAZ1B, whose product is annotated as bromodomain adjacent to zinc finger domain 1B. The transcript has 19 exons. Gene Ontology annotation, molecular function: histone binding; histone H2AXY142 kinase activity. Gene Ontology annotation, biological process: DNA damage response; chromatin remodeling. The record is from RefSeq and is a predicted model, not a curated record. Gene Ontology annotation, cellular component: WICH complex. Lineage: Eukaryota; Metazoa; Chordata; Mammalia; Dermoptera; Cynocephalidae. The coding region runs from base 325 to 4776 and encodes 1483 amino acids.
GGAGGGGAAUCUCCCGCCAUUUUUCAAUAAUUUCCUCCGGUGCAGCUGAGGAGGAGUCGUGACUGCCGGCCGUGGGGGCCCGUUGCGAAGGUUGGCCGGGGGCUGCCGGGAGGCGCAGCGGUGUGCGUGGGAGCUCUGCGCCUUUGCGUUCGGCUCCAUGGCUCUCGCGCGGCCGAGCCAGCAGUGAGGGAGACGGAGUUCGCGCCGCCCUCUCACCCCUCCCCUCCCCCACCCUUCCCCGGGAGCCAGGCGCUCGCUCCGGGCCGCGGGGCCUAGUGCUGCUCCCGGGUCGGCGAGGAGCCGUGCGUUCUCCCCGCUGCCGCGAUGGCGCCGCUCCUGGGUCGCAAGCCCUUCCCGCUGGUGAAACCGCUUCCCGGAGAGGAGCCGCUCUUCACCAUCCCACACACUCAGGAGGCCUUCCGCACCCGGGAAGAGUAUGAAGCUCGCUUGGAAAGAUACAGUGAGCGCAUUUGGACGUGUAAAAGUACUGGAAGCAGUCAGCUAACACACAAGGAGGCCUGGGAGGAAGAACAGGAAGUUGCUGAACUUUUGAAGGAGGAGUUCCCUGCCUGGUAUGAGAAACUUGUUCUGGAAAUGGUUCACCAUAACACAGCCUCCUUAGAGAAGUUAGUAGACACUGCUUGGUUGGAGAUCAUGACCAAAUAUGCUGUGGGAGAAGAGUGUGACUUUGAGGUUGGGAAGGAGAAAAUGCUUAAGGUGAAGAUUGUAAAGAUUCAUCCUUUGGAGAAAGUGGAUGAAGAGGCCACUGAGAAGAAAUCUGAUGGUGCCUGCGAUUCUCCAUCAAGUGACAAAGAGAAUUCCAGUCAAAUUGCUCAGGACCAUCAAAAGAAGGAAGCAAUUGUAAAAGAGGAUGAAGGAAGGAGAGAAAGUAUUAAUGACAGAGCACGUAGAUCUCCACGAAAACUCCCUACUUCAUUAAAAAAAGGAGAAAGGAAAUGGGCUCCUCCAAAAUUUCUGCCUCACAAAUAUGAUGUGAAACUGCAAAAUGAAGAUAAGAUCAUCAGCAAUGUGCCAGCAGACAGCUUGAUUCGUACGGAGCGCCCACCAAACAAGGAGAUACUUCGAUACUUUAUACGGCAUAACGCGUUACGAGCUGGUACUGGUGAAAAUGCACCUUGGGUGGUAGAAGAUGAAUUGGUGAAGAAAUAUUCCCUACCUAGCAAGUUCAGUGACUUUUUACUUGAUCCAUACAAGUACAUGACUCUCAACCCUUCUACUAAGAGGAAGAAUACUGGAUCUCCAGACAGGAAGCCCUCAAAGAAAUCCAAGACGGACAACUCUUCUCUGAAUUCACCACUAAAUCCUAAGUUAUGGUGUCAUGUACACUUGAAAAAAUCAUUGAAUGGCUCGCCACUCAAAAUGAAGAACUCAAAGAAUUCCAGAUCUCCAGAAGAACAUCUGGAAGAAAUGAUGAAGAUGAUGUCACCCAACAAGCUACAUGCUAACUUUCACAUUCCUAAGAAAGGCGCACCUGCCAAGAAACCAGGGAAACACAGUGACAAACCUUUGAAGACAAAGGGCAGAAGCAAAGGCAUCCUGAAUGGACAGAAAUCCACAGGGAAUUCCAAAUCUCCCAAAAAGGGAUUGAAGACUCCUAAAACCAAAAUGAAGCAGAUGACUUUGUUGGAUAUGGCGAAAGGUACUCAGAAGAUGACACGAGGCCCACGGAAUUCUGGGGGUACACCUAGGUCCUCUAGUAAACCUCAUAAACAUCUGCCUCCUGCUGCCCUACACCUCAUUGCCUACUACAAAGAAAACAAAGACAGAGAGGACAAGAAGAGUGCCCUGUCCUGUGUUAUCUCCAAAACAGCUCGUCUUCUCUCUAGUGAAGAUAGAGCUCGUCUCCCAGAAGAAUUGCGAAGUAUUGUUCAAAAACGCUAUGAGCUUCUAGAGCACAAAAAGAGGUGGGCUUCCAUGUCUGAAGAGCAGCGGAAAGAAUAUUUGAAAAAGAAACGAGAGGAGCUGAAAGAAAAGUUGAAGGAAAAAGCCAAAGAGCGGAGAGAGAAAGAAAUGCUUGAGAAAUUAGAAAAACAGAAGCGGUAUGAGGACCAAGAGUUAACUGGUAAAAACCUUCCAGCAUUUAGAUUGGUGGAUACCCCUGAAGGACUGCCCAACACACUCUUUGGGGAUGUGGCCAUGGUGGUGGAGUUCUUAAGCUGUUAUUCUGGACUACUCUUACCAGAUGCUCAGUAUCCUAUUACUGCUGUGUCCCUUAUGGAAGCCUUGAGUGCAGAUAAGGGUGGCUUUUUGUAUCUGAACAGAGUGUUGGUCAUUCUCUUACAGACCUUACUACAAGAUGAAAUAGCCGAAGACUAUGGUGAAUUGGGAAUGAAGCUGUCAGAAAUCCCUUUGACUUUGCAUUCUGUUUCAGAGCUGGUACGGCUCUGCUUGCGUAGAUCUGAUGUUCAGGAGGAAAGCGAGGGCUCAGACACAGAUGACAAUAAAGAUUCAGUGCCAUUUGAGGACAAUGAGGUACAAGAUGAGUUCCUAGAGAAGCUGGAGACCUCUGAAUUUUUUGAGUUAACCUCAGAAGAGAAGCUACAGAUCUUGACAGCUCUGUGCCACCGGAUCCUCAUGACAUACUCAGUGCAAGAUCACAUGGAGACCAGACAGCAGAUGUCUGCAGAGUUGUGGAAGGAGCGUCUUGCUGUGUUGAAGGAAGAAAAUGAUAAGAAGAGAGCAGAGAAACAGAAACGGAAAGAAAUGGAAGCCAGAAAUAAAGAAAAUGGAAAAGAGGAGAAUGGGUUGGGCAAAACUGAUAGGAAAAAAGAGAUUGUGAAGUUUGAGCCCCAAGUAGAUAUGGAGGCUGAAGACAUGAUUAGUGCUGUGAAGAGCAGAAGGCUGCUUGCCAUUCAAGCUAAGAAGGAACGGGAAAUCCAGGAAAGAGAAAUGAAAGUGAAACUAGAACGUGAAGCUGAAGAAGAACGAAUACGGAAGCACAAAGCAGCUGCUGAGAAGGCUUUCCAGGAAGGAAUUGCCAAGGCAAAACUAGUCAUGCGUAGGACUCCUAUUGGUACAGAUCGAAACCAUAAUAGAUACUGGCUCUUCUCAGAUGAAGUUCCAGGAUUGUUCAUAGAAAAAGGCUGGGUACAUGACAGCAUCGACUAUCGAUUCAACCAUCACCACAAAGACCAUGCAGAUUCUCUUGAUGAGGAUUACUGUCCCCGCAGUAAGAAAGCAAACUUAGGCAAAAAUGCAAGCAUGAACACACAACACGGACCAGCAACAGAAAUUGCAGUAGAGACCACCAUACCAAAACAAGGACAGAAUCUAUGGUUUUUAUGUGAUAGUCAGAAGGAACUGGAUGAGUUGCUAAACUGCCUUCACCCUCAGGGAAUAAGAGAAAGUCAGCUUAAAGAGAGACUAGAGAAGAGGUACCAGGACAUUAUCCACUCUAUUCAUCUGGCUCGGAAGCCAAAUUUGGGUCUAAAAUCGUGUGAUGGCAACCAGGAGCUCUUAAACUUUCUCCGGAGUGAUCUCAUUGAAGUCGCAACAAGAUUACAAAAAGGAGGACUUGGAUAUGUAGACGAAACAUCUGAAUUUGAAUCCCGGGUCAUUUCAUUAGAAAAACUGAAGGAUUUUGGUGAGUGUGUGAUUGCCCUUCAGGCCAGUGUCAUAAAGAAAUUUCUCCAAGGCUUCAUGGCUCCCAAGCAAAAGAGAAGAAAACUCCAAAGCGAAGAUUCAGCAAAAUCUGAGGAAGUAGAUGAAGAAAAAAAAAUGGCAGAGGAAGCAAAGGUUGCAUCUGCACUGGAAAAAUGGAAGACAGCAAUCCGUGAAGCUCAGACUUUUUCCAGAAUGCAUGUUCUACUUGGGAUGCUUGAUGCCUGUAUCAAGUGGGAUAUGUCAGCAGAAAAUGCUAGAUGCAAAGUUUGUCGAAAGAAAGGUGAGGAUGACAAACUGAUCUUGUGUGACGAGUGUAAUAAAGCCUUCCACCUGUUUUGUCUGAGGCCAGCCCUCUAUGAAGUACCAGAUGGUGAGUGGCAGUGCCCAGCUUGCCAGCCUGCUACUGCCAGGCGCAACUCCCGUGGCAGGAAUUAUACUGAAGAGUCUGCCUCUGAGGACAGUGAAGAUGACGAGAGCAAUUCAGAGGGAGAGGAGGAGGAAGAGGAGGAGGAGGAGGAAGACUAUGAGGUGGCUGGCUUGCGACUGAGACCCCGAAAGACGAUCCGGGGCAAGCAGGGCAUCAUGCCCCCUGCAGCAAGGCCAGGCCGACGACCGGGUAAGAAGCCACAUCCUACCAGGAGGUCUCAGCCAAAGGCACCACCUGUGGAUGACACUGAGGUUGAUGAGCUGGUGCUUCAGACCAAGCGGAGCUCCCGGAGGCAAAGCCUGGAGCUGCAGAAGUGUGAAGAGAUCCUCCACAAGAUUGUGAAAUACCGCUUCAGCUGGCCCUUCAGGGAGCCUGUGACCAGGGAUGAGGCCGAGGACUACUAUGAUGUGAUCACCCACCCCAUGGACUUUCAGACAAUGCAGAACAAAUGUUCUUGUGGGAGCUACCACUCUGUGCAGGAGUUUCUUACUGACAUGAAGCAAGUGUUUACCAAUGCUGAGCUUUACAACUGCCGCGGCAGCCAUGUGCUAAACUGCAUGGUGAAGACAGAACAGUGUCUGGUGGUGCUCUUGCAUAAACACCUUCCUGGCCACCCAUAUGUCCGCAGGAAACGCAAGAAGUUUCCCGAUCGGCUUGCUGAAGAUGAAGGGGACAGUGAGCCAGAGCCCAUUGGCCAGUCCAGGGGACGAAGACAGAAGAAAUAGAGAGGCAGAGCCCUGGCGAGGGAGCUGAGGUGGGGGCAUAGCAGGAGACAGCAGUGAAGGGUAGGAGGGAGGCAAGCAGUGAAGACUGAGGAGAGCUCUGGAGGGAGGAGAUCACAGGGAGUUCACAAACGCCUGUCAUCCUAAGCUCGUGCUGUUUUUCUAAGACUCCUCACAGGGCCUUAUUCAAGCAAAGCUCUUCGGGGAGCCUGACGUUGGGUUGGAGGGCUCUGCCCUGAAAUACUAGGGGCAGAAGAGGGCCUGAACUCCCCACAUCUUUUCUGAGAGUCGCCAGGAAGAGUCCAAGGGUAUAGCUUUUCUUAUGAACCCAGUUCCUUUUCCUUUCUUCUUUCCCUCCCACUUUGGCUACCACGACAGUGCCAAGCCCCUCUGGUCUCCAGGGGAAGGAUUGCUGUAUCACAUAGCAGGAUCGGGGUAAUCAGGCCAAAUGGGGAGGUAGUAUUUUUUUUUUUUUUUAAAUCUAUAUUUAUAUACAGUCAAGUUUCUUUAAGCCCAUACUCUGUCUCUUCCUCCCUCUCCUUCUCAGGUGAUGGUAUCAGUGAGUGCCAUACAGAAUUCUGUAUUCACCAGCAUCAUGAAACAGUUGUGGUCUUUUGAAUUGAUCUUGGCAAAGUAAAGGGACAUUUCCUGGAGCCAUUCCUGAAUACCCCUCCCCUUCUUGGUGACAACCCUCUCCCUACUCUGACUCGACCCCACCCCCUCGAACAAAACUAAGGCACUUCACUUAGAGACUGGAGUCCUGCUUACAAUCAUGCUUAUAACCUUUACUUUGAUGGAUCUGGCCAGAGGGGUGUUGGAGCCCAGCCCACCCACAUACCAGACAAGCUCUUAGGGGAGCAGAAGAAAAGCAGGAAGAAUUUAAAUGUUUAAUUUUUUUUUAAAUUGACUUUUCUAGGUAUUAAAAGUUGCUUGUUCAGCAGUGAUAUUGUAUAAAGAACAUCUUGUAAAAUAUUUCUGUCACCUUGCUUUGGCACAUGUACAGUACAGUUUCUAUGAUAAUGUUUUUGCUUUACUUCCCUCAUCUUCUCCCUCAGCCCAUCUGCUCUCCUUCAGAGAUGCUGGGUUGGAGGUUCAUCCAGGCAAGCUGUGAGGUCUGCCUUCCAUAGUGGCUGUUUCUGUCUCUGUCUGUCCACUCCUCCCCUGCCCAUUCUGUCCUCAGACUUGGAAGUCCUUGAGAACCUGGAUAUUUCAGUGGUCACUGUCAGUGGGGAUGGGAGGAGGGUGCGGAAGGACAUGCUCAGAGAGCCCCUUGCCACAAGUCUAGUGCUAGUUGUUACAUUUAAGCAAAACUUUGUAGUCUUCUUUCCUUUUUAUGGCAGAUUUUGAUAAAAGUACAAAACAGGAUUUUAUUUUCUUUUCAAGUUUUGGAAAAGUUGAGCACCUAUGCUCUUCUGUACCUAUUUAAAUUAAAGGAAAAGACGUCCACCAAGGGAAUCACAACUCCUAGGAUUUGAGAAUAAAGCCUCUUAAUAUUAAACUUCAAGGUAUGGUCCCUGUCUCUCCCCUAUCCUCCUUGCCCAAGGACUUUGGGAAUUUGCUCCAGUGGCUGGUGGAUAGGUUUACCGUCCCUUCUCCUACAGGCUUGGAGUUAGCACUGACAUUGCAAUUUCAUAGUCCCAACCACUUCUGCCUUCCCUGCCUCUCAUCCUAGAUCGUCUGUUCUUGUUAAUAGUGAGAAUCCCAUGUUCCCACUUCAGUGACACCUGAAUUGUUUGUUGUUUUUUAAAUUGUCUUUACGGAGGAAGGGCCCCGAACUUGUAAUAAAUGGGAAUUUCAAAUAAACAUUAUGUACUGGUGUUUAUAAAGAAGAAA